AUGGCACAGCACGUUGGCUCUCUGGAGAAGAGCAGCUCCGAUCUUCACGUCGAAAUCUUUGACCAUGAGAAGCACAAGGACAUUGAGACAGUCGCUGAGCAGACUCCACCUGACUUCGACCAAGAUGAGGUCAAACGUAUCCUCCGCAAGAUCGACCUGAGACUCCUCCCAGUCUUGACCGCUCUGUACCUGAUGUCGUUCUUGGAUCGUUCGAACAUCGGCAACGCCAACGUAGCAGGCCUUUCCCAAGACCUCGGCCUCUCCUCGAAACAAUACAACCUCUGCCUCACCAUCUUCUUCUUCCCCUACUCCCUCUUCGAAGUCCCCUCCAACAUCGUCCUCAAAUGGCUUCGCCCCACUGUCUGGCUACCUAUAAUCGUGCUCUGCUGGGGCACGGUCAUGACGCUCAUGGGAAUCGUGCAAGGCUACGGUGGGCUUCUCGCAGCCAGAUUCUUUCUGGGUGUGGCCGAGGCUGGGCUUUUCCCUGCAGCCUCUUACAUCCUCACCACCUGGUACUGUCGCCAUGAGAUGCAGACCCGGCUGGCGAUCUUCUACUGUGCCGCGACCAUGGCAGGAGCCUUCUCGGGACCCCUAGCGUUCGGCAUCGAGAAGAUGGACGGAAUCGCAGGUCUUGAAGGCUGGAGAUGGAUCUUCAUCCUCGAAGGCCUCCUCACCGUCCUCCUCGCCCUCAUCCUCCCCUUCGUCCUCCACGACCACCCCUCCCAAGCCCGCUUCCUCACCCCCACCGAACGCACCUCCCACCUCCACCGCCUGGCAAUCGACUACAGCAACGGCGCCAAGGACCAAACAACAUUCAAAUGGAAAUACCUCCUGCAAGCUCUCACCGACUGGAAAAUCCACCUCUCCGUCCUCGUCUUCUGGGGCAACACCAUCACCGGCUACGGCUUCAUCUUCAGCCUGCCGACCGCGAUCAAAGACCUCGGGUACUCGCAGGCGAACGCCCAACUCCUCACGAUUCCCGUCUACGGCGUCGCGCUGGUCUUCGUGCUCAUCACGGCGUUCUUUGCCGACCGCACGAAGCGUCGGGCGCCGUUUAUCGUCUACCCUUACAUGGUCUGCGCGGUGGGGUUCGUGGCCAUGAUGGCGUUGCCGAAGGAUAAGUGGCCUGGGGCGCGGUACGGGAUGCUCUUCGUGAUUGCGUCCGGGCUGUAUCCGCCUCUCUGUGGUGUGAUUGCGUGGAAUGCGAAUAACUUGGCGGGGUCGUGGAAGCGGGCUAUUGGGGUUGCGUUGCAGAUUACGAUUGGGAAUUUGGGCGGGGCGGUUGGGUCGAAUAUUUACUUGAAGUUGGAGGCGCCGCAUUACUGGACGGGGUAUGCGGUUUCGCUCGCUGUGUUGGUGCUGGCGAUUGCGGCGGGGUUUGCGUUGAGGUUUGGGCUGGAGAGGGUUAAUAAGAAGCGGGAGGCGAUGACGGAGGAAGAGAUCAGGGCGAUGUAUACGCCUGAGCAGCUGCAAGACAUGGGUGAUCGAAGUCCUCUGUACAGAUAUACUCUGUGA
Zasmidium cellare ATCC 36951 is the source of this 1515-nucleotide messenger RNA. RefSeq lists its product as uncharacterized. Gene Ontology annotation, molecular function: transmembrane transporter activity. The transcript has 3 exons. The coding region runs from base 1 to 1515 and encodes 504 amino acids. Gene Ontology annotation, biological process: transmembrane transport. The record is from RefSeq and is a predicted model, not a curated record. Gene Ontology annotation, cellular component: membrane. Lineage: Eukaryota; Fungi; Ascomycota; Dothideomycetes; Mycosphaerellales; Mycosphaerellaceae.